This is a messenger RNA of Mercurialis annua (annual mercury), 1222 nucleotides long. Its product is annotated as E3 ubiquitin-protein ligase BIG BROTHER-like. Gene Ontology annotation, molecular function: ubiquitin-protein transferase activity; ubiquitin conjugating enzyme binding. Bases 296 to 1042 code for a protein of 248 amino acids. The transcript is spliced from 9 exons. Gene Ontology annotation, biological process: protein ubiquitination; negative regulation of organ growth. NCBI's taxonomy places the organism in Eukaryota, Viridiplantae, Streptophyta, Magnoliopsida, Malpighiales, Euphorbiaceae. The record is from RefSeq and is a predicted model, not a curated record.
AGAGUCCUACCAAAUAAUUUCCUCUGAAACGCAGCAUAAAGGCGCCACAUACAUUGCAGUUUCACACACAUUAACUAUCAACGUGGAGAGAGACGAGCAAAAUCAGAUCAUCAUACAUACUCUCACCAAAGCUAACCUAAUCUCAAACAAAACACAUCCACAUUCAUUCUCCAUGUAUGUAUGUAUGUACAUCCAUGCCUAAUCUUUGAAUGACUUGUUUUAUUGAUGUUGACAAUUUUGUGCUGAGUGAGAUUUUUAGUUUUAAUUUCGAAGUGCAGAUAUUAGGCGGUUUGAGAUGAAUUGGAACUCGAAUAUGGAGGUUCAUUAUACGAAUACUAGCUAUCCUUAUAAUUCUGCAGGAAGCUUUAUGGAAUAUUUUGAAGGUCUUACUUAUGAACAUGUGAAUUUCAUUUUUGACGGUGCUUCGCAUAUUCAGGAAACUGUUUACCCUACUAUGAAUGCGAAUUUCUACAAAUUUGGGACGUCUCAGCCUGGAAGUGGUUCGUAUUAUGAUCAUAGUCAUGCUUAUGAGGUCCAUGAUCACAGACCACAAAUCAAUGACUAUAGAAGGCAUGUAGAGAAUUCUUCGACAAUGACUAAUCCAGCAACUGCUGCAGUAAAUGCAGAAUGGGGAGGAAAUGAGAAUGUGUCUACUCAGAAUGAUCCCGUGGAAUGUCCUCGAAGACAUCAGAAUGCUCAAGAUUUUCAGGUCAUUUGGCAAGACAAUGUUGAUCCUGACAGUAUGAGUUAUGAGGAAUUAUUAGAAUUAGGUGAGGCAGUUGGAACUCAAAGUCGUGGUCUUUCCCAAGAACUUAUUUCUUUGCUUCCAGUCUCAAAGUAUAAGUGCAGCUUCUUCUGUAGAAAGAAAUCAAGAAAAGAAAGGUGUGUGAUUUGCCAAAUGGAAUAUAAGCGAGGUGACAGGAGGAUCAUGCUUCCAUGCAAACAUGCCUAUCAUGUUGGUUGCGGAACUAGAUGGCUUAGCAUCAAUAAGGCCUGCCCCAUAUGUUAUGUGGAUGUGUUCAGUGAUGCGUCAAAACAUUAGGAAAUAAUUACUGGUGGACGUAUAGAGGAAAUCUGUUUUAUUGUUUUGAUUUUGGGUAAUUUUCCCUGCAUACGGAGUUGCUUGUUUCAGCUUCCCCUCUUCUGGUGUAGAAAAGAAUCACUUAGCUUUUGUAAUAAAUUUAGUUACAGAGUUUAUCCAAUAUUGAUGUGUUUGGUUCCA